UUUCGCUCGGAUUGUCAUAUGAGGCGCGGGUCUGCACUUUCAGCGACAAAAGGGAACAGAAGAAGAGAAAAGAAAUAAAGAAAGAAACAGAACAUCAAGGAGUCGAAGUGCCGGUCAAAAGGACCAUUUAUCCCAGUUCCAUACUCAUGCAGUGAGGCCUCUAAGGGCCUCCAGGCCAGGGCUGUCCACGUGAGAAGGGAAUCUUAGAAGAGAAGAGCAGACACUUGGAGGAGAGAGAAGAGUUUUACACACAGCAAUGGCCUCACUCAGUUAUGAUGGAAUGGUUAAAAGACUGGAGCACAUUAAACAAGAGGACUGUGAGGGGGGAUCCCCUGAGGCUGUGUGCGUGAAGUUGGAGGAUUGUGAAGGAGGAAUUCCAUUUUUUAAGGAGGAGGAGGAAUCUGAUGGGGAAAUUGUUCAAGUUACGGUUGGGGAUUCUGACGAUUUCUCAGUUCGCCUUGAACUGCAAAAGCAUGAAACUCGAAAUGUUUUCAAGCAGGACAUUUCUGAAGAAUCACAUUCCAGUUUGCUGCCCUGGUUCACAAAUACAGGACACCUGGCUACCCGGCAGAAUUCUAUGGAGCUGAAAUCUGAGUUUGAAGAGAAAAUCAGUGAAGGAGAUGGGAAAGACGGAAAAGAGCAGCAGCCAUCCAAGAACUUUGGGAUAAAUUUCCAUGACAAUGGCAACUUCUCCUCAUCUUUAUUUGUGGAGACUUCUCCUCGGUAUAGACUGCAACCCAUGCAGGACGAAAGGAAGAUGACACAAUCAACAAGAGGAUCAGAGAAUUUGACAGCAGCAUCAUUGCAGUUUAGUUCUCUUUCUGUAAUAGAAGCCAUCAAUGCUGACCAACAACUCAUGUAUUAUGCAGACCAAGAAGCUUUGCGUGGUGAACAAGAGUGUGGACAAACUCUUAAAAACAAGUCAAAUUGUAAAGACCUCAAGUCAGCUAAUACAGGAGAGAAGCCACAUUGCUGUUCUGUAUGUGGUAAACGAUUCCUCUAUAACAGCAGGCUUCAGGCACACAUAAGAAUUCAUACUGGAGAAAAACCUCAUUGCUGCUCUGAAUGUGGCAAGCGAUUUUCUGACAGUUACAGUCUAAAAAAACAUAAAAGAAUCCACACUGGAGAAAAGCCUUAUGGCUGUGCCGAAUGUGGAAAAAGAUUCAUUAAAAGUAGUGCACUUCACAGCCACUCAAGAAUUCACACUGGAGAAAAGCCAUAUUGUUGUUCUGAAUGUGGAAAAAGAUUUUCAGACAGUAGCAGUCUCCAAAGACAUAAAAGAAUCCACACUGGGGAAAAGCCCUACGGCUGUACUGAAUGUGGCAAACGAUUUGCUGACAGUAGCACUCUCCAGAGCCACACAAGAAUUCAUACAGGAGAGAAGCCAUAUGGCUGUGCUGUAUGUGGGAAAAGAUUUGCCACCAGUAGUCGCCUUCACCAGCACUCACAAAUUCACACUGGAGAGAAACCAUUUUACUGUUCCGAAUGUGACAAAAGGUUCUCCAGCAGUGGUGCUUUUCGCAAACACACACAAAUUCAUACUGGAGGAAAGCCAUAUUGUUGUUCUGAUUGUGGCAAACGUUUCACCACCAGUACCGCUGUUCGCCAGCAUACACUAAUUCAUACAGGAGAGAAACCAUAUUGCUGUGGUGAAUGUGGCAAAAGAUUCUCUAGCAGUAGUUCUCUUCGACAGCAUGUGCAGAUUCAUACUGGAGGGAAGCAUUAUGCCUGUUCUGAAUGUGAGAAACGUUUUACGAACCGUAGUGGUCUUCAGUGUCACAAAAGAGUUCAUACAGGAGAAAAGCCUUAUUCCUGCUCUGAAUGUGGCAAACAGUUCAACAGAUGUAGUAGUCUUUGGCAACACACACGAAUUCAUACAGGAGAGAAGCCAUAUAGCUGUUCUGAAUGUGGCAAAAAAUUCUCCCAUAGCCGCAGUCUUCAGACUCACAUAAAAACCCACACUGUUCUGCAGUUGUGAGUGUGGCAGAUGAUUUUCUCAAAACAGCAGCCCUCACAAUCAUUCAUGACUUCACACUGAAAAAAUAAUCCUCUAUAGAUCUCGUCUUCUUUACCUCAUGUUGGUACCAAGAUUUGAUAGCUUGUCAAAACUAGGAGAAGCUGCUGAUUAGUUGUGUGGGCCUUAGUAAGUCUUAGGUGAAGGGCAGUUCAGUCAUUGAACAGGAGGAAUGACAGUCAACAUCAGGGCGCUCUGACAUUAAAGGCACAUGAUCAUAUUAUUGGAUUGGAGGGCAGCAUUUCAACAUAAACUAAAUAAAUCUGACAUGAUUAUGUUGGUGCUGGAGCACACCAGCUGGACCCCCACAUCAUCCACAAUUGACCUAAACUGCAGAUAUGGGUCUGAUCGAGCUGUAAUUCUCUUUGUGUCCUUCCUGACUUGCAUCGUCAUUCCAUGAUUCAUUUGGAUUACUGCUUCAGUUUCCAUCAGGACUGCAUUUGCAGACUGUGUUUCAUGUUUACUGUGUGGCAUUGCCAACAUGGGGACUACAAUUCCCAUCAGGCAGCAGGGGCUAUACAGGCUUAGUGUGUUAUGCAUAUGAUGAUUUGUUAUCAGCUUUUGGAUUGCAGUAUCAGAAUGUCAGCAGAUGUCAUGAAGGAGAAGAUACAGACAUUGUGACAGUAAAAGUGUUGGAGAUUCUGUGGGAUUCAUUUGGGCAUAGAGGGGAACGGCUAACCAAACAGGCCAUGAAAAUCCAGGACACUAACAUAAAUAUUUUAUUAAAUAAGGGAGAGGCAAAGGGCUUAGUUAAACAGAAUGUCUGUUAUAGAGAAAUAAAAGGAAGACAAUCUGCAUGGGACUGAGAAGAAGGUGACAUGAUACUGGUGGGUGAAAAACAUCAGAACAUGGAAGUUGGCAUUUUGGCAGCUCAGGCCUGGCCAGAUGGGUUAAAUCCAACAUUGUUUGAAAUUGCCACAUAUGACACAAGGCAGUGACAGUGACCAUGCCAUAUAAGUGAAGAUUAAAGAGGAAAGAGGUGAUGGAACAAGGACACAUGUUAUGGGUCUGUUUAGGAGAAUAGAGGGUGCAUCACAAAGAUGUCUGUGUAUUAAAACAUGGGAUUGUAUCGGGGGAUUUAAGUGCAGAGAGUAGAGUCGUGUGCACUUUCUACACGUCACAAUCUAGAUCAGUAGGUGGCAGGUCUACCAAUGACCUAAAUCACAUACGAAGAAUAAGAAGAAGAAAAGAGGGUCCUCUGUCUGGUGGGAGGACGCCUCGAUCAGCACACACACCAACUAAAAUGGGACGGGCCUCAUCAAGGACUGGAGCGUCAGUGUUUAUCAUCGGCUACUGAACUCCCAUCUCAUCAGACUGCUGUCUCUGUCUAGGAGUUUGUCUUUUUGCAUCACUGGGGAUUGUACUCAUCACUGAAGCUGCUCACAGGUUAGUCAGAGUUGCACUUCUGAUGUGACAUUUGUGUCAUGUCUUGACCCUUCACUGCCUUCAGCAGGACAAUCUGACCUUAUUGACAGACUGAAUCUACUCACAGAGGCCCCUCCUCACUCCUCUUGUUCCUCUCAUCUGUUGGACAUACUGCUCAUUCUAGACUGCUGGGUUGUGGUGCUCAGUUUUGUUGAUUGUGUUAGUGGGAUUCAUGUACUCACAGUUAUUUUGAAAAUAUUUCUUGUUUUUCUUAAUAAAUUAAUGAUUUAUACAGUA
Messenger RNA from Polypterus senegalus (gray bichir), 3676 nucleotides. Its product is annotated as gastrula zinc finger protein XlCGF26.1-like. Lineage: Eukaryota; Metazoa; Chordata; Cladistia; Polypteriformes; Polypteridae. The transcript is spliced from 3 exons. Bases 257 to 1978 code for a protein of 573 amino acids. Gene Ontology annotation, molecular function: RNA polymerase II cis-regulatory region sequence-specific DNA binding; DNA-binding transcription factor activity, RNA polymerase II-specific. Gene Ontology annotation, biological process: regulation of transcription by RNA polymerase II. The record is from RefSeq and is a predicted model, not a curated record. Gene Ontology annotation, cellular component: nucleus.